This is a messenger RNA of Dentiscutata erythropus, 987 nucleotides long. The record is from the annotation of a GenBank genome assembly. Lineage: Eukaryota; Fungi; Glomeromycota; Glomeromycetes; Diversisporales; Gigasporaceae.
AUGGAAAGACCAUCCAAAAUUGGAUACCUUAGCGGUGUUUCGUUACUGGUUUCUUCGAUGACAGGGCCAGGGUUGGUGACAGGAUGGAUAACAUCUAUGAUAAUCAUAAUUCUGGUUGUAUUUUUAUCGUCAUCUGCUGCUUUAUUAUUAUGUGAAGCAAUUGGAUCUUUGCCCGAUAACGAAAAAUUCACGGAAAGAAUAGAAUAUUCCAAUCUUUGUGCGACCCUGAUAACAGAUAAAUAUAAACGUGCAUUUAUCCAAAUAAUAGUGUAUUUGGCAAUUGAAUCAUUUAUAAUUGCUUCGAUUAUCCUUUCAGCACAAUCUUUGGACAGUUUAUAUAUUACACUAUUUGGUGUUACUUGUGGAGUUGGUAUAUAUCCGGAUUCUGGAUGGUUAUGUAUUAGAGAAUUAGGUGAUGAGGCCAGCCCAUUUGGAGAGCGAUGGAUGUUUUUAACCGCUGGAUUUAUGCGAAUUCCCAUUAUUGGAGAAAAUCAAAGUCAAGCAGUGGGAAUCAUACUGUUUAACUAUGCUUUUAUAGUUACUGUUCCAAGUCUUGCUAAUGAAUUGGAAGAAGAUGGAUCUAUUCGAAAAAUUGUCUAUACCUCUGUAGCGAUUUCUACAUUUGGUUAUAUUUCCUUGGGAAUCCUUGGUGCAAUGGCAUUCGAUUUAGAUUUAUCAACAAACAUAAUAUCCUCUAUCCGACAAUCAGAAUUAAGGAACAAUAUACUUGGAUUUUCUACUUACUUAUUUCCAUUUAUAUUACUUAUUAGCUCCGGUUAUUGGUUAAAUGUAUUUACCAAUUGGACGAGUUUGUUUUUUAUAAGUUCCGCAAAUUUUAUAAUUCCGUUCUGGAUGUAUAUCCUUAGUAGAAGAAAACAAGAAAAAGAAAAAUGGCAUGGUGUAGAAGAAAUAACUCAUGUCAAACGUGCCAAACAGUUUAGAGCUUUUUUUCCUAAAGGUACUAUGGAAUGGUUUGGAUUAUUUUAG